AUGGAAAAUAUUUUGACAGAUUCAAGUACUACGGAUUCUCAACAGAAUCCCAUCGUUUUUCUCGACAUAGCAAUAGAUAAUGAAAAAAUUGGAAGAAUAAUUAUCGAAUUAUUUAAACAUAUUACACCGCGUACUGCAGAAAAUUUUCGCGCACUCUGUACUGGAGAAAAAGGUAUUGGAAUUAAUGGUAAAAAAUUAUGUUACAAAGGAUCCGUUUUUCAUAAAAUUGUACCACAAUUUAUGAUCCAAGGGGGUGAUAUCAUAAACUUUGAUGGAACUGGUGGUGAAAGCAUUUACGGAGCACAUUUUGAAGAUGAAAAUUUUAAAGUUCAACAUUCUGAGAAAGGUCUUCUUAGCACAGUCAAUGAAGGAAAACCACAUACAAAUAAUUCACAGUUUAUUAUAACGACUGAAACUAGUGGUCAUUUAAAUAAUACCAAUGUUGUAUUUGGUAAAAUUUUGAGAGGAAUGGGUAUUGUACAAGAAAUAAGUGAAGGUCCUAUUGUCAAAGACAAACCACUACAGAUAUCUAAAAUUAUUGACUGUGGUGAAAUAAAAGGAGAAAACUGGGGUAUUGAAGAAAAUGAUGGGACUGUAGAUGUAUUUCCACCGUUUCCAGAAGAUUGGGAUUAUGCUUCAAAAAUAGACGCAUCAAAUAUUGACUAUAAUUACGUACACGAUGUAAUUAAUAAAAUCAAAACAUCUGGUAACCAUUAUUAUGGUAAAAAAAAUUAUACUACAGCAGAAAGAAAGUACAAAAAAGCUCUUGGAUAUUAUAACUGGCUUACUAAGAAUAAUAUUCCAGAAGAACUAAAAUUAAUUUUAUCCAGUAUACGUAUAUCAAUAAUGUUGAAUCAAUCUGCUACGAAAUUAAAACUGCUAAAAUAUCGUGAAGCUUUAGACCUUUGUAAUUUUGUAUUGUCUGAGGAUAAAACGAAUACUAAAGCUCUUUUUCGACGUAGUCAGGCAUAUAUUGGUUUGAAUGAUUACGAAACUGGUCUAGCUGACUUGAAACAAUUACAAUGUAUUGAUCCUGAUAAUCCUGAAAUUUCACGUGAAAUUGAUAAAGUCAAUAAAUCUAUCACAUCAUAUUUAAAUCAUGAAAAGCAGACGUUUAAACGUAUGUUUCGAUAA
Molecule: messenger RNA, 1134 nt
Organism: Cotesia congregata
Lineage: Eukaryota; Metazoa; Arthropoda; Insecta; Hymenoptera; Braconidae
Source: the annotation of a GenBank genome assembly